Exophiala xenobiotica is the source of this 3290-nucleotide messenger RNA. RefSeq names its product protein transporter sec24. Gene Ontology annotation, cellular component: COPII vesicle coat; endoplasmic reticulum exit site. Gene Ontology annotation, biological process: intracellular protein transport; COPII-coated vesicle cargo loading; endoplasmic reticulum to Golgi vesicle-mediated transport. The record is from RefSeq and is a predicted model, not a curated record. The transcript is spliced from 2 exons. NCBI's taxonomy places the organism in Eukaryota, Fungi, Ascomycota, Eurotiomycetes, Chaetothyriales, Herpotrichiellaceae. Bases 257 to 3064 code for a protein of 935 amino acids. Gene Ontology annotation, molecular function: SNARE binding; zinc ion binding.
CAGGAGAUCUUUCGUAGUAAUCCCCAUUCAACAUCUUCUUGCUGUCCAGUUCUUUUCCACUUGGAGAUCUUCGUACUGACUAUGGAUGCCAUGCUUUACGAGAUUUCUCAGGAAUAGCCUCGCACAAACCCGUCAUCGUCCCCCAGUGCUCCGCACUCUCUUUUCCUCCGAGUCGCAGCCCGAAUUUCAUCACCUUGCUUGCACCGGCGCCAGAAGCCUCCUCCACACGAAUUCUUGAUCCCUGCCGCCUUCAACUAUGUCGCAGUACCCUCAGCCAGGUCCGCCGGGACAGGAUGGGUACGGUCAACAGCCGCCAGCAGGGCAAAAUUACGAGAAUUACGAAACAACUUCACCGCCGGGAGUAGCACCUGCUCCUCCGCAAGGCCAGCCUCAUGCAGGCAGGAAGAAGCGUGCAUAUGCUGGACAGGCAUACGAAUUUGGGGCUGGAGCAAAUGCAGCCUUGGGAGGCCAACCACAAGCAGGCGAUGCGUAUUCAGGCUACUCUGUUCAACAAGAUGCGGCUGGCUAUCCCCAGGGAGGGUACCAACAGAAUCCUGUCGCAGCCCAGCCGAACACAACGCCCAUGUAUCCAGGCCAGGAAGCAAUGGGAGGUUACCAGCCACCAGCUACUGGAUAUCCUGCACAAGGGGUUGCAGGCGUCACGCAGCAAUUUGGGCAGAUGGACAUAUCUCAGAAGCCUCCUGUAGCUGCGGCGCCGCAGCAAUCACAACGUGCUCCUGUUCUGAAUCAGCUUUAUCCUACGGACUUGUCAAACCAGCCUUUCAACGUUGCAGAGCUAGACUACCCGCCUCCGCCCGCAAUCCUGCCACCCAACACGAGCGUAACCCCCUCGCCCUUUGCCAAUUGUCCGCCUAAAUACGUCCGAUCUACACUGAACGCCGUCCCAACGACGCACUCUCUCUUGAAGAAGUCGAAGCUGCCAUUUGCUCUUGUCAUCCAGCCGUACACUUCCUUGCACGACGUCGAAGACCCUGUGCCGAUCGUGCCUGACCAAGUAAUAUCGCGUUGCAGAAGAUGUCGGUCAUAUAUCAAUCCAUUUGUCACAUUCCUGGAUCAUGGUCAUCGAUGGAGGUGUAAUAUGUGCAAUUUGACCAACGAUGUGCCUCAGGCCUUCGACUGGGAUGCAGCGUCUCAAAAGAGCCUGGACAGAUGGCAGAGGCCGGACCUCAACCAUGCCGUGGUCGAAUUUAUCGCUCCUCAAGAAUACAUGGUUCGACCCCCACAACCACUGGUUUACCUUUUCUUGCUGGAUGUGAGUUACGCCGCUGUAACAAGUGGUCUAUUGGCGACGACGGCGAGAUGCAUUCGAGAAAGCUUGGACAGAAUACCAAACGCCGACCGACGUACGAGACUCGGAUUUAUCGCUGUGGACUCGAGCCUGCACUUCUUCAACAUACCACGAGAUGGGACUGAAAAUGCACAAACGAGCAUGCUUGUUGUGAGUGACCUGGAAGAGGCUUUCCUGCCUACACCUGCGGAUCUGCUUGUUACGUUGUCCGAAUGCCGGGAGAACAUCGAGAACUUCCUCGACAAGUUGCAAGAAAUGUUCCAAAACACUCAGAAUGGUGCCUCCGCUAUGGGAUCUGCACUUAAAGCAGGUCACAAGCUGAUUGGGCCUGUUGGUGGCAAGAUGACGGUCGUGACAGCCUCCCUACCGAAUAUCGGACACGGAAAGCUUGAUAUGCGUGAAGACAAGAAGCUUCUGGGCACUUCAAAGGAAAGCAGUCUUCUCCAGACGAGCAACAGCUUCUACAAGAGUUUUGCAGUCGAGUGUUCCAAGCAGCAGAUCUCUGUGGAUAUGUUCCUGUUCUCAUCCCAGUAUCAAGAUGUGGCUUCCUUAAGCAAUCUCCCCAGGUAUACUGGCGGACAGACCUAUUUCUAUCCUGGCUGGAACGCUGCACGGGAAGAUGAUGCUAUGAAGUUUGCCAAAGAGUUUUCAGACUACCUGUCCGCCGAAAUUGGCCUCGAAGCAGUGCUUCGUGUCCGGGCAACGACUGGCUUGCGAAUGAGCACGUUCUAUGGCAACUUCUUCAAUCGCAGCUCCGACCUGUGCGCAUUUCCAGCAUUUCCCCGAGACCAGAGCUACGUCGUUGAAGUGGCAAUUGAUGAGACCAUCACCAAACCGGUCGUGUGCAUGCAGACGGCCGUCUUGCACACGACUUGCAAUGGCGAGAGACGUAUUCGGGUUAUGACUUUGGCAUUGCCGACCACGCAACAGUUGGCAGAUGUUUAUGCAUCAUCGGAUCAACAAGCGAUCACCACAUACUACAGCCACAAGGCGGUCGAACGGGUCCUCAAUGGUGGUCUUGACAGCGCCCGUGAUAUGAUCCAGAGCAAGCUGGUGGAACUUCUUUCGACCUACAAGAAAGAGCUUGCUGGUGGCAGUAUGGGUGGAGGUGGGUUGCAGUUCCCUGCAAACCUUCGUGGUCUCCCCGUCCUGUUCUUGGCUCUCACCAAGAACCUGGGUCUCAGACGAUCUUCUCAGAUUCCCAGCGAUAUGCGCUCUGCGGCCUUGUGCCUGUUGUCAACUUUGCCCCUACCCUUGCUGAUACAGUACAUUUAUCCUAAAAUGUAUUCUCUCCACGACAUGGGUGACGAUGCCGGAACGAGCGAUAAGGAGACAGGCGAGAUCAUUCUUCCACCACCACACAAUCUCUCGUCCGAGCGCAUUGUGCCAUACGGGCUGUACCUGAUUGAUGAUGGUCAAACGCAAUUCCUCUGGAUCGGACGAGAUGCUGUGCCCCAAUUGAUUAUGGAUGUCUUCGGUCUCCCCGACAAGAGCCAGCUGAAGGUUGGCAAGCAGCGUUUACCGGAAUUGGACAACGACUUUAGCGAGCGCGUCAGAGCUGUGAUCUCCAAGAGUCGUGAUCACCGGGCCAAGGGUGUUGGAAGUAUCGUGGUGCCCCAUCUCUACGUUGUCAAGGAGGAUGGCGAACCAGGAUUGAGAUUAUGGGCACAGACGAUGCUCGUAGAAGAUCGAGCAGACCAAGGGGUCAGUCUCCAGCAAUGGAUGGGACAGAUGCGAGAAAAGGUGAGCACAUAGUGGAAUGUCAUGGUUGAUGAGCUUGAAUGCAGACGGAAUAUCUGUCUUGCUAACAAAUUUUGGGCAGGUCAUGCAAUGAGAAGCUGAUGAGCGCUAGCUAAGUUCCCAUAGAGCGAAUACAAGAAGGCUCGGUCAAUUAAGCCAUGGACAAACAAGGACAUGGCUUGUGUUGAAACAUUGCAAGUGGCCCAUCUUCCAUCUUCCAUCUUUUCUCGGCUCGCUUCGA